Molecule: messenger RNA, 987 nt
Organism: Protopolystoma xenopodis
Lineage: Eukaryota; Metazoa; Platyhelminthes; Monogenea; Polystomatidea; Polystomatidae
Source: the annotation of a GenBank genome assembly
GGCAGCUCGCUGACCGGUUGCAGCAGCAGCAACAGCAGCACUAGCAGCGCCAGCGGCAGCGGCAGCGGCGUCGGACAGACGCCCGGUUCCCUUGGCUACCCGGCCAGCCCGGCCUGUGCCAGCCUCGUCGGCCCGGCCAGCGGCGGCGGCGGUAGCACCGGCAGCAUCGGAGCCGCCAACCUCGUCGGACUGGCCGGACGCUCCAGCGCCUCGCCGUCGCCUCGUCUGCCCAUCUGCAGUCCGGCCAGCUUGGCCGGCCCCGGCUCGGCGUCCCCGUUGCCACCGGCUCCGGCUUCAGCCGACUCUACAGUCGCGCCGGCCUCCCAGUUGAUCAGGCAUUCCAUUGCUCGACACACCGGACAGCCCUGCUCCGGCAAUCACACGACAGUGGGCGCCGCCGACUGCCUCGGUACCGUGGACCAUUUGCGCUCGCUCUCCGCCCUCGGGGCUAAGUACACCCAGCCCAGUCCGCCUCCCGGCCAGACGGCCGAGCAGUUGCAUCGUGGCAACUCUGUCUCUCCAGGCAAUGGGGCCAUGGCAAAUCCUCCGCUGGGCAACUUGUUGUCAAGUGAGUCAAUAUCUUCUGUAUCUACUUCUUCUCUUUCUUCUUCCUACCCUCUCGGCAUAAGCGUUUACUUUGCAAAUCGUUCUGAUCGCUUAGAGAGCAGAUUUUUUCCUCCCGCCUUCUUCUUCACCCAGUUUCAGCUUUACGUUUUUCUUAUUCUUCUUCUUCUUCUUCUUCUUCUACCUCUCCUCUAUGGUCACCGCCACCUCCAUACUCAUUAUUAUGAGCAUCUUCAACACGAAAAUGCCGCUGCAGUCUCCGUCGAAGUUGCAAGCACUCGACUCGACGAUGACUCUGUUGCGUCAUUCCACCAAAUUCUACCGUUUGGUAGCUUUUCCUUUCAGAGUUCCGCCUCCACCAAAAAUCUGACGGGCACUUCAGACCUCGCUAUCGAUUUAGCGUCUCCUAGUUCCAGGCGAUAA